Messenger RNA from Dioscorea cayenensis subsp. rotundata (Guinea yam), 837 nucleotides. RefSeq names its product ERAD-associated E3 ubiquitin-protein ligase HRD1B-like. The record is from RefSeq and is a predicted model, not a curated record. The transcript is spliced from 6 exons. Lineage: Eukaryota; Viridiplantae; Streptophyta; Magnoliopsida; Dioscoreales; Dioscoreaceae. Bases 1 to 798 code for a protein of 265 amino acids.
AUGGCCAGAGCCUGCUCCACUCAUUUUUCUAUUUCAGUAAGCCAACCGUACUCUGUUAUCACACCAAAUUUCUUCGAUUUCUAUUUGCAUGUACCUGUUUUUGGCAAUAUCAGUGGUGUCUGCAUAUGCUACAUAUGCAUCCUAUGCCAUCAACAUGUUUUUUGGAGGACAUCCAAGGGAAAGUCCAUUUAUGCAUUCAUCUUGGACAUUGCUCGUGAUCUGAUUCACUUUUAUAUGAAUGCCACCUUUCUGUAUACUGCAUUUGUGACUCAUCGCAUGAGUCUUUCUGCGCUUUAUCAGCUCAGAAUUUCAUACAUCAAAGUUUUGAAUCGUGUUACUGCUUGCAUUCGGUAUUGGAAAAUCACAACCAAUAUGAACAGAUAUCUAAAAGAAGCCACACCUCAGGACUUUUAUGAGAAUGACACAACAUGCGUUAUCUGUCGAGAUGAGAUGUUCAGAGCUAAAAAAUUGCCUUGUGGGCAUAUUUUUCAUGUGGAAUGUCUGCUUUCAUGGAUGCAAGAAAAUGAUAGUUGUCCUACAUGCAGAAGUUCAGUAGUUCGUCAUGAGAAAAACUCAAUAAUUGUGCAGCAAUGUCGAAUUCCAUCACAAUCCUACCGAACUGGACCUGCAGAGACUGCCACAUCGAGGCAUGAAUCUGAUGAAUCUGAAAAUGGUGUGAUGGAGAGAGUAACUACAAAUCAGCAUCAGGCAAGGCUUCAAGCUGCAGUGAGAGCUGCUUCGAUAUAUGGAAAAUCAUGUGUAUCGAUUCACAUACAAUCCUCGUCGCAUGGUAUUUAAGCUAGUAAUUCAACUGAGUGAGAGAUUUAAUGCGAAGAC